AAAAUUAUUCUAAGCUCAAAUUCGUUGUCGAAUUUGCAGUCGCAAACCACGAACCAAUUGACAACCCUCGACGCACGAAUUAAACACAUACAUACACUACGAAAUAUCCAAUUGACUUCGGAUCUGAUCGCCAAAAUGUCGAGAGGAGCGCCGCGCGGACGUGGCGGCUUCGGUGGUGGAGGUAGCCGUGGAUUCAGAGGCGGCGGCCGUGGCGGUUUCGGACAACGCGACAUGGGCCCACCAGACCAAAUCCUCGAAAUGGGCAGUUUCAUGCACGCAUGCGAAGGAGAAAUGGUAUGCGAGAGCGUGAACCCGAAGGUUCCGCAUUUCAACGCGCAGAUCUUCCUCGAGAACAAGACGGCAGUCGGUAAAGUCGAUGAGGUGCUGGGACCUAUCAACCAGGUCUACUUCACUAUCAAACCCACCGAGGGUAUCCAAGCUACGUCUUUUAAACCUGGCGAUAAAUUCUUCAUCGGCUCCGAGAAGCUCCUCCCCCUCGAGAAGUUCCUUCCCAAGCCUAAGCCCCCGCCAGGUGCACCCAAGGUCAAGAAGCCUAGUCGAGGUGGUGGCGGUUUUGGUGGUCGUGGAGGUGGUAGAGGUGGCCCGAUAAGAGGUGGACGCGGAGGAGGCCGAGGCGGUCCCCCAAGAGGAAGAGGUGGAUUCGGUGGAGGUGGAUUUGGCGGCGGCCGAGGAGGUGGUGGUCGCGGUGGUGGUGGCUUUAGCGGAAGUGGUGGUUUCAGCAGGGGCGGCGGCGGCGGUGGCAGAGGACGAGGCGGUUUCAGCAGCAGAGGACGAUUCUAAGCUUGGGCAAAGAUACCCCCCGUGCCUCUCUGUAUUCCCCUCUAAACCCCAGCCCAGGUUUUGAACGUCUCGGCGGUCGUCUCUUCUCGCGGUUUCCCUUAUUCAAUGUGUUCAUGUGGUACGGGAAUGGCGUUACGAGGAAAAUUCUGAACCUUUUUUUUCUGCUUCUUUGGUAUUUACGCGCCCAGUCUUUUUACUAUGCUGAAAGGGCCUUGAUUGCAUAUAACGAGAAGCAUCAUCGCUAGUAGAGGCUAUUUAGACGACUAGGGUAGCUGUAUAUGAAACGCACUCACCGUAUCAUGGACUUUAAAUUUAGUGAAAUUUGCAUAUCAUCCUCAAUUCUGACCUUGGGUCGUGUGAUUUGGAGUCAUUCUAUGACGUCCCCAUGAUGGUAAGAGGAGACAGCGAAGUAGACUAGCAAAUAAGACAUCAUAUCAUAAAC
Hypoxylon trugodes is the source of this 1243-nucleotide messenger RNA. RefSeq names its product Gar1/Naf1 RNA binding region-domain-containing protein. The record is from RefSeq and is a predicted model, not a curated record. Gene Ontology annotation, cellular component: box H/ACA snoRNP complex. Gene Ontology annotation, molecular function: box H/ACA snoRNA binding. The transcript is spliced from 2 exons. Bases 136 to 801 code for a protein of 221 amino acids. NCBI's taxonomy places the organism in Eukaryota, Fungi, Ascomycota, Sordariomycetes, Xylariales, Hypoxylaceae. Gene Ontology annotation, biological process: ribosome biogenesis; snoRNA guided rRNA pseudouridine synthesis.